UUCAAGUUUAUAAGCGACAGAAAAUGCCGUAACGUGGCAUUGCUUGACAGUUAGUAGACGGACACACGUGUAUCAGACGUUCGUUGUGUUUUUAUACAGAUCCAAAAUGUGUGGAAUUUUUGCAUAUCUCAACUACCUAGUUCCUGUCACUAGAAAGGAAAUACUUGCGAUUCUGAUUAAUGGAUUGAAACGUUUAGAAUACAGAGGAUAUGAUUCUGCAGGAGUUGCUUUUGAAGGCAGUGACUGUGGAGACGAAAAAUGUACGAUUCGUAUGAUAAGACAGAAAGGCAAGGUUCAGGCUCUUCGAGAGGAGGUGGAAAGUUGUUCCGACCUGAAAUUUGACAGAGAGUACAAUAUCCAUAUUGGUAUUGCUCACACUCGCUGGGCUACACACGGAGAGCCAAGUGCUAUAAACAGUCAUCCACAGAGGUCCAACUCUGACAAUGAAUUCGUCGUCGUACACAAUGGUAUCAUCACAAACUACAAAGAUGUCAAAUCAUUUCUGCAAUCAAAAGGUUUCGAAUUUGAGUCGGAGACUGAUACCGAGGUGAUAGCUAAACUUGUACAGCAUGUGUUCAACUGUCACAAAGCAGAAAGUCUGACAUUCCGUGAGUGUGUGGAGAUGGCUAUACAACAAUUGGAAGGAGCAUUUGCCUUGUGCUUGAUGAGCAUAAAUUACCCAGGGGAAUGUAUAGCUACAAGACGAGGUAGUCCUCUAUUGGUUGGGGUCAAGAGCAAGGCCAAACUGUCCACUGACCACAUCCCAAUUCUCUAUAGCAAAGCCCAGCACAGACUCGGACCUGAUGGUUUUAAAGACAAUAGCACUACAGAAGAUCACCGUGGAUAUGUUGCACCUACUCAGAGGGUGGAUAGCACGACCGAGUUCCACCCUAUGGGCCCAGAAAGGGAAGUGGAGUACUUCUUUGCUUCUGAUGCUAGUGCUAUUAUUGAGCACACCAACCAGGUGAUAUUCCUCGAGGACGAUGAUGUCGCAUCUAUAAAGGAUGGCUCUCUGUCUAUACACCGCGUCAAACGCAGCAUUGACGAGUCAACUGUUCGUGAGGUGAUCACACUCAAAACUGAGAUCCAGGAGAUUAUGAAAGGUAAAUUCUCAUCCUUCAUGCAGAAAGAAAUUUUUGAACAGCCCGAGUCUGUGAUCAAUACAAUGAGGGGGCGUGUCAACUUUGACAACAAUCAGGUUGUUCUAGGAGGAAUCAAGGAUUUCAUGCCAGAGAUAAGAAGAUGUCGUCGGAUGUUGUUUAUCGCCUGUGGAACAAGCUAUCACAGUGCCGUUGCUACAAGACAACUGUUGGAGGAGUUGACGGAGCUUCCAGUGAUGGUAGAGUUAGCUAGUGACUUCCUCGACAGAGACACACCUGUCUUCAGGGAUGAUGUCUGCUGCUUCAUCAGCCAGUCAGGUGAGACGGCAGAUACACUGCUAGCACUGCGUUACUGUAAACAGAGAGGUGCCCUGAUUGUAGGAGUGACUAACACUGUGGGUAGUAGUAUCUGUCGGGAGUCACACUGUGGUAUCCAUAUCAACGCUGGACCUGAGAUAGGUGUCGCCAGUACCAAGGCAUACACCAGUCAGUUUAUUUCACUUGUUAUGUUUGGUUUGGUCAUGUGUGAGGACAGAAUCUCAAUGCAGGAACGACGUAAGGAAAUCAUUAAGGGUCUGCACGACCUACCAGGUCUGAUCAAGGAAGUACUGGAUAUGGACGACCAGAUCCACACGCUGUCCCAGGAGCUGUACCAACAGAAGAGUCUGCUCGUCAUGGGGCGUGGCUACAACUUUGCCACCUGUCUUGAGGGAGCACUAAAAAUCAAGGAAUUGACGUACAUGCACUCUGAGGGGAUAAUGGCUGGAGAGUUGAAGCAUGGUCCUCUUGCCCUGGUUGACAAAGCCAUGCCUGUAAUGAUGGUCAUCACACGGGACAAAGUCUACUCGAAAUGUAUGAAUGCCCUUCAACAAGUAAAGGCCAGACAUGGUGAACCCAUCAUUGUUUGCAACAGCGGUGAUGUGGAAACGCAAUCGCAAGCCACAAAAUAUAUUGCUGUACCUAAUACCAUUGACUGCCUGCAAGGCAUCCUUACCAUAAUACCAAUGCAAUUGUUAUCCAUGCAUAUUGCCACCUUAAAGAAGUUAGAUGUUGACUGCCCUCGUAACCUUGCUAAGAGUGUGACAGUGGAAUGAUCUUCCCAUGUACACAGCAUCAAUGUGGACCAACCUCGGGCAUUGCUGAAGACAUACACCUCACACAGCUCCUAGGAUCACUGGACCAGUUUAUGUGGGCUAGUCUUAUCCUCUUUUUAACUAUGCAGCUGGAACUUAAGAUAGUAUAAGUUUGGAGAUGAUGCUUGGGUGAUAUUUCUGUAAAUAAUAACUUUGGGAAAACCCUCAUGUGACAGACUGUAAAUGUUUUGUUACCUGUGUGCAAUUAUGUGGGACCAUGUAUGACAACCUAAUGAGCUAGACAUUUAACCUUAUAUAUUAAUGUUCUAUGCUAUGUGUAAUUUUGUCUUGUUAAAUAUUACUUUCAUGCAUGGUUUUAAAUAUUCAAUUUGACUUUUGAUUCAGUUGAUCAAUAAUUAAUAUAUUGACAGUCACAUAUUCCAUUGUUCUGAUAAAGAUAGCAAGUCUGAUUUCUACAUAUCACAAAGGAUCAUAUAUAACAAGAUUACAGAUCUAGGUGUGACAAGAGGUCACAUCACAGGUCUGGGUGUGACAAGAGGUCACAUCACAGCUCUUGGUGUGACAAGAGGUCACAUCACAGCUCUGGGUGUGACAAGAGGUCACAUCACAGCUCCGGGUGUGACAAGAGGUCACAUCACAUGUCUGGAUGUGACAAGAGGUCAUGUCACAGGUCUUGAGUGUGACAAGAGGUCACAUCACAGGUCUGGGUGUGACAAGAGGUCACAUCACAGGUCUGGAUGUGACAAGAGGUCACAUCACAGGUCUGGAUGUGACAAGAGAUCACGUCACAGGUCUUGAGUGUGACAAGAGGUCACAUCACAAUUGUGUUAAAUCUGUGUUUACAAGAAUCUCAUUUCAGUUUUCAAAAAAUUAUACUCAAAAUAUUCUAGAUGAUUGAUAAUCCAAAUAAUUGCCAGUUUCUAUAGCUUAUUUAUGUUAAUUCUAGAGACACAAACAGGUACGGUUACACAUGUCAGUGCUCUGAUUAACCACUAACAGGUCAGAAUAUUACAUAUCAAUUUUUUCUGAUUAACCACAAACCAAGUGACCUUGACAUUUUGGGUUAUGUUUACAUAUUUUUGGUAUUUUUAUUUGUAUAAAUGUGAUGUGUCUUUAGAACCAAUUCUGAUGAAACAGUCAUGGUAAAUCUCAUUGUCUUGUAUUUAACUUUUACUGAUAAGUAGCCGACUUAUUUAUAGAUGACCUCAAAGUUAUACACUGGUGUUUACACCUGUACAGUUCAAUUCAAAAUCCUUUUGGUAUUUUAAGUUGCAUACAUUUAUACAGACAACAUCUCAUUGCGACUUGUACAGUUUGAAUUUUGGGGAUGUGAUCAGGAAAUGUAUUGAUAGUGGGACGUGUCCAUCACUUGAUAGUGGGACAUGUCCAUCACUUGAUAGUGGGACGUGUCCGUCACUUGAUAGUGGGACAUGCCCAUCAAUUGAUAGUGGGACAUGUCCAUCACUUGAUAGUGGGACAUGCCCAUCACUUGAUAGUGGGACGUGCCCAUCACUUGAUAGUGGGAUGUGCCCAUCACUUGAUAGUGGGACAUGCCCAUCACUUGAUAGUGGGACGUGCCCAUCACUUGAUAGUGGGAUGUGCCCAUCACUUGAUAGUGGGGCGUGUCCAUCACUUGUAUUGUUCCAAUGAGAUCUCAGUAUUUGAAUGUGUUCACACAACAAGUGUGUCUUUGUCAUAACCUAUAUGGUGUGAAAGCGUGUACCUUACUUGUCGUCAUGGUCCUGGAAUACAAUUGUCCUCUGUCAUCUGUUUGGUUGUCCCUCUACAUGUCCUUACGUGGUUUGUAUACAAUAGUAUUUAUUAAGAUUGUUAUUUUUGUUUCUAUCAUUGUACUGAUAAUUUUUUUGAGGUAUUUCUUUGUUUUACAUGAUUGUUUAGUUUCAAUUUGUCUAUUUUUACACUAUUGUUAUCAAGAUCUAGCCUGUUUGUUUUUUAAGUAAUAUGUUUAGAAAUAUGUGACAUGACUUGAUUGUGUAUGAUUUAUUUCUUUACUUAUAUUAACUUUAGUUAAUAGUGUACUAAAGGUCAUAAAAAUAAUACAAACAUUUAAUAUUGUAUGAUGUAAUGAAGGUCAUACACAGGCUGGUGACAUCAUGUAAUAUACUGAUAUCAAGGUCAUACACAGGAUGGUGACAUCGUGUGAUGUACUGAUAUCAAGUCAUACACAGGCUGGUGACAUCAUGUAAUAUACUGAUAUCAAGGUCAUACACUGGAUGGUGACAUCGUGUGAUGUACUGAUAUCAAGGUCAUACACAGUCAUAAGGUUAUAAGGUUUAAUGUAUUGUUUACUACAUAGAUCACUGAUUCUACAUCAUUCUGUUAUCAUAGGUCUAUAAUAACAUUGAUAACCUUUGUGUAAGAAAAUAUUUAAAAUUUGUUUAUACUUGCAAUCUGCUAAAUCAUAAAUGGUGUUUAACUUUCCAAAGAAUCUGUCAAUUUUACUUUAUCACAGAAAUCUAUUUUGUUGUUUUAUUUUUGAUACUAUUGUUUCCAGGAUGUAUAUAAGUGAAUCUCGUCUUGAUCGAGUUAGAUGUGUUGAGCUAAAUGUUAUCUAAGGUUAUAGUGAGAUUGGCAUUAUCUCAGUAAUUCCACCCUUUUGUUCCUUUUCCGACAGCCUCCUAUAUAGGGAAUGUCUUUAUUCAAGAGUAAAUCCAGGCUCGCUUGGUUUACUUAAGAUCAUACUGCUCAAAAAGAUAUUAUGAUGCAAAUCAUUAAUCCCUGGCAGCCAUGAUCAAAACUAUAUCCCUGGCAGCUAUGAUCAGAACUGUAUCCCUGGCAGCCGUGAUCAGAACUAUAUCCCUGGCAGCCAUGAUUAGAACUUUAUCCCUGGCAGCCAUGUUCAGAACUUUAUCCCUGGCAGCCAUGAUCAGAACUAUAUCCCUGGCAGCCAUGAUCAGAACUAUAUCCCUGGCAGCCAUGAUCAGAACUGUAACCCUGGCAGCCAUGUUCAGAACUUUAUCCCUGGCAGCUAUGUUCAGAACUAUAUCCCUGGCAGCCAUGAUUAGAACUUUAUCCCUGGCAGCCAUGUUCAGAACUAUAUCCCUGGCAGCCAUGGUUAGAACUUUAUCCCUGGCAGCCAUGAUCAGAACUAUAUCCCUGGCAGCCAUGAUCAGAACUGUAUCCCUGGCAGCCAUGAUCAGAGCUAUAUUCCUGGCAGCCAUGUUCAGAACUGUAUCCCUGGUAGCCAUAAUACCGUAAGAAGUUUAUCCUUGGUAAUCAUGGUAAGAACUAUAUCCCUGGUAACCAUUGUAAGAACUAUAUCCCUGGUAACCUUGAUAAGAACUAUAUCCCUGGUAACCAUGAUUAGAACUACAAAAUUGUAUAUCCCUGGUUACCAUGGUAAGAUCUAUAUCCCUGGUAACCACAGAACUAUAUCCCCGGUAACGAUGAUUAGAACUAUAUCCCUGGUAACCAUGGUUAGAACUAUAUCCCUGGUAACCUUGAUAAGAACUAUAUCCAUGGUAACCUUGAUAAGAACUACAUCCCUGGUAACCAUGGUUAGAACUAUAUCCCUGGUAACCUUGAUAAGAACUAUAUCCAUGGUAACCUUGAUAAGAACUAUAUCCCUGGUAACCAUGGUUAGAACUAUAUCCCUGGUAACCUUGAUAAGAACUAUAUCCCUGGUAACCAUGGUUAGAACUAUAUCCCUGGUAACCUUGAUAAGAACUAUAUCCCUGGUAACCAUGGUUAGAACUAUAUCCCUGGUAACCUUGAUAAGAACUAUAUCCCUGGUAACCAUGGUUAGAACUAUAUCCCUGGUAACCUUGAUAAGAACUAUAUCCCUGGUAACCAUGGUUAGAACUAUAUCCCUGGUAACCUUGAUAAGAACUAUAUCCAUUUGAGCCAUGAUUAGAACUAUAUCUCUCAGAUAAACAACUGGUCUGGUAGUACUUAACCCGAGAACUUCUGGGGCUAAUUAUCAUAGAAACCUGACCAUGUUGAACUGUUUCUUUAUUUACACAAAUAUGUUAUAUUGUAAUCAAGAAUUAUACAUAUAUAUUAAUGAUUCAGUAUUUAUUACACUGUCAGUCAAUUAGAGUUAUAUAUUGUAUUGUACCUCCUGUCCUCCUCAUAUUGCUUUAACUCCAGAUAGAACCAUGUAGGGAGCCAUGGUGGUCUACAUAUAUUGGAAUGUCUUUGAGGACACCUGGUAUACAUAUUUGAGAACAGGUAUAUGUCUUCUGAGAACAUAUACCGGUAUGUCUUCUGAGAACAGGUAUACAUUCUUAGAACCAAUAUAUAUCAUUAACAAUUGGUGAUAAACAUAGAGUUUUUGGUUCACACAAGAUUUACAAGGGGUUUGUUAUUUGUGGUAUUACCAUAGCUUUAAAUGGUGAGAAUUUAGUCGUUAUUACAGAUUAAUAGUUUUAUGUUUAUGUAUUAUUGGGUUUUAAAUACUGCUUUUAAUCAGAAACAUUAUGUGUUUAUUUGUAGAUGUAUAUAUGUGUUGAUGAUUAUCAAAUUCAUCAGACAACAUAUAUUUUUAUUAUAUUAUUAUAAAUUGUGGUGUCACAACAUUUUAAUAAAAUGCAUAUUUUUAGUUUGUGUAACAUGGAAUAUUGAAACACUAACCCCUUACCAGUAUGAAUGGGGACUUCGAGGGUAUAUAUACAGUGUAAGCCAAGUAAUUUCUAGGUCAGAGGGAUUUCAAGGAUGUGGAAUAAUACAUUGUAGGGGUGAACUCCAGAAAGAGGUCGAGUGUUCCUAGGUUACAGGGAGUUCACGGGUGGAGUAGUGUAUGUACAGUGCAGUGUAGGGGUGAACUCGAGGAAGACGUUCACAGUACAGUUAAGUGGAGUAACAUUAGUUGUCUUAUAAGAACUUUCGUGUCAUACCGAAAAUGUUUUAUGAAGUUACCUUGUUGUUUAUGCAUAAAUAUAUUUGUCUGCAAGAAAACCUUUGUAAACACAUGUAUUUUAGAAUCAAUCUUAUUUUGGUGCUUUCACUAAAAAUGUUGCUGUAAGGUAUUACUGCACUAAUUAGUCUGUAUGUUGCUUCUAGUGGCAAAAAAGUCAGAGAGAAAAUUAUCAUUGAAUGCUAUCAGUUAAAGUUUGAUAAGACCUUAUAAUUGAUCACACCAAGUAUAUUGGUUUACAGUGCUUGAACAUCUUCUGACUAACAAGGGAGAUAAUUACCCUCGGUACAUUCUUAAGGCAAUCAGUUGUGUAUACUCUGCUAGAUGGAAAUGUUGUCGUUCUUAGAGUGCAGCUCUAAAGAAUGAGUCCACAAAUUAGGCAGAGGCUGUAUAAUUAACCAAAGUCAGCUCAGUUUGUGAUAGUUUGAUGUGAAAUUCAGGAUUUUGACAUUUUCAUUAUACAAUAUUGUAUAGGUACAGCUUUGAUGGUAAUGUGGGCAUACUUAGAUGAUUUAGUCCAAUAAUGAGGGAUAAUUGUAAUAUGAUUAUACAAAAAUGUAGAUGGAAAAUAAAAAUAAAUUGCAGUGAUUAA
Pecten maximus is the source of this 7662-nucleotide messenger RNA. Its product is annotated as glutamine--fructose-6-phosphate aminotransferase [isomerizing] 2-like. Gene Ontology annotation, biological process: UDP-N-acetylglucosamine metabolic process; protein N-linked glycosylation; carbohydrate derivative biosynthetic process. Gene Ontology annotation, molecular function: L-glutamine:D-fructose-6-phosphate transaminase (isomerizing) activity; carbohydrate derivative binding. The transcript is spliced from 22 exons. Bases 107 to 2194 code for a protein of 695 amino acids. The record is from RefSeq and is a predicted model, not a curated record. NCBI's taxonomy places the organism in Eukaryota, Metazoa, Mollusca, Bivalvia, Pectinida, Pectinidae.